Messenger RNA from Bursaphelenchus xylophilus (pine wood nematode), 1848 nucleotides. The record is from the annotation of a GenBank genome assembly. NCBI's taxonomy places the organism in Eukaryota, Metazoa, Nematoda, Chromadorea, Rhabditida, Aphelenchoididae.
AUGGCAAACAACAAGAAGACUGCCGAAAAUCAGCUGGAGGAGUACCGUAAGAAGAACCGUCCCGAAGAAAUGCGGACUUCUUACGGAGCCCCAAUCUCCUCACGAACAGCGUCCAUCACCGCCGGUCCUCGAGGUCCUCUCUUGAUCCAAGAUGCCGUCUUUCUCGAUGAACUGGCCCAUUUCGAUCGGGAGAGAAUCCCCGAGAGAGUGGUGCAUGCCAAGGGAGUUGGGGCUCAUGGAUACUUUGAGGUGACACAUGACAUAACCAAGUACACCAAGGCCUGUAUCUUCGCCGAAAUCGGAAAGAAAACCCCCAUGUUCUUGAGAUUCUCGACUGUCGGCAAGUUACCUGUCCUUUAUUUUUUGUCAUCCCUACCAUAUUAUUCUAAAUAAAUUUUGUUUUCAGGUGGCGAAAGUGGAAGUGCGGAUACUGCCCGUGAUCCCCGUGGAUUUGCCAUGAAGUUCUACACGGAGGAAGGAAACUGGGAUCUGGUGGGAAACAACACCCCGAUCUUCUUCAUCAGAGACCCCAUCCUCUUCCCCAGCUUCAUUCACACCCAGAAAAGAAAUCCGGCGACCCAUCUGAAAGACCCCAAUAUGGUCUGGGACUUCUUUUCUCUCCGCCCCGAGGCUAUGCAUCAGUUCAUGUUCUUGUUCGGAGAUAGGGGAACUCCCGAUGGCGUCAGAUUUAUGAAUGGAUAUGGAUCUCACACUUUCAAAUUGGUCAACGCAAAGGGAGAAGCUGUCUGGUGUAAAUUCCAUGCUAAGGUGAGACCAUAACCACACACUUAAUUUUGCUUCAGACUGCCCAAGGAAUCAAGAAUUUGUCAUCCGCGGAGGCCGAAAAACUCACCGGAACAGAUCCGGAUUAUUCCAUCAGAGAUUUGUACAAUGCCAUCGAGCGCGGAGACUAUCCUCAAUGGAACUUCUUCAUCCAGGUGAUCAAUUUUCUAUUUUCUUUGCAAUUUUUAUUACUCACUGCUUUUAACUCUACCGUAUCUUAGGUGAUGACAUUUGAACAAGCGGAUAAGUUCCGUUGGAAUCCCUUCGAUUUGACCAAGGUCUGGCCCCAUUCCGAGUUCCCGUUGAUCCCGGUCGGAAAGUUUGUCCUCAAUAGAAACCCGGCCAAUUAUUUUGCCGAGGUUGAGCAAGCCGCGUUUUCUCCGGCUCAUGUCAUCCCUGGAAUUGAUUUCUCUCCGGACAAGAUGUUGCAAGGACGUCUCUUCUCUUACACCGACACCCAUUAUCAUCGUCUUGGACCCAAUUACAACCAGUUGCCAAUCAAUUGCCCUUAUAAGACUCGAGUGCGGAAUAUCCAAAGGUGAGUUGUGGAAACAUUCUGGACUGAUUCCUUUUUGAUUUUGAAAAUCAAUUAAAAAUUCUUCAGGGAUGGUUUAAUGGCCUAUUCGACCAACCAGGGGUCUGCCCCCAACUUCCAUCCGACUUCUUUCAACGGAACUGUGACUCGAGGACCUCCCGAACACAAAUGGACUGUAUCUGGAGAGGUGGGAAGAUACGAGACUGGAGGCGAGGACAACUACAGUCAGCCCAAGAUCUUCUGGGAAAAGGUAUGUUUAAACACAUGGCUGUAUGAGUCACAAUCACCAUAUUGUUUGAGUUUCCGGGGUUGCUGAUAAGAGAAUAGCAUUAGCAUUUGUACAACAUGUUUUUUAGGUGCUCGAUGAAGGCGCUCGCGCUCGCUUGGUCCAGAAUAUCGUGGAUUCUCUGAGCGGCGCAACUGAUGCUGUCCAGGAUCGUUGUGUGGUUCAUUUUAAUCGUGUCCAUGAGGACUUUGGUCGCGCCGUCUCUGAUGGAUUAAAGGCCAAGAAGGUCAAGGCCCAUUUGUAA